This is a messenger RNA of Danio aesculapii, 870 nucleotides long. RefSeq names its product phospholipid scramblase family member 5. Lineage: Eukaryota; Metazoa; Chordata; Actinopteri; Cypriniformes; Danionidae. The record is from RefSeq and is a predicted model, not a curated record. The transcript is spliced from 8 exons. Gene Ontology annotation, molecular function: phospholipid scramblase activity. Gene Ontology annotation, biological process: plasma membrane phospholipid scrambling. Bases 1 to 870 code for a protein of 289 amino acids. Gene Ontology annotation, cellular component: plasma membrane.
AUGAGGCAGUUCUUGAUCCGUUUAAAUCACAUGGAGUUCUUCAGUUUUUGGGCCUUCUCAUCUGUGACCACUCAGCCUCUUCCCUUUGGUGUGGAGAGAGAGAAACACAUUGACCUGCUGUUCAGAGCGUUUCACAGGCAGAUCAGACCUGCCGGAGACACUCAGGACCUCACACCGGUGCUGCAGGAUAGAGGAGACCAUGAGGGAGUCGCAAACGCACACGCUGAGAGGAAAACACUGGGGAAACUGACUGCUCUGAGAACAGUCACAUCACUCCACAUCACUGCUAGACCUGAACUACAGGGUCCACAGUGUGUAGCCCGGAGAACAUACAGCAUCUGCUCAGAGAACAGAGAUCAGCUCUUUGUGGCGGUUGAAGAGAGCUCAUGUAUGUGUAUGCAGUGCUGUGGUCCAGCUAGAUCCUGUUCACUACAGGGCUUUGAUAAGGAAUCGGAGUGUGUAUUUCUGUUCGAGAGGCCCCUGCGAGCCGACAUGUGCUGCCUCGGCUGCUGCCUGAUGGAAAUAAGGGCCUAUACAGCAGAGAGAGAACUCAUUGGGACAGUUCACCAAAGGUGGAGUAUGUUCACACCAUAUUUCGAAGUGUGUGACUCUGAAGGAAACUCUUCUACGAGGAUCCAGGGCUCCUGCUGUAACACACGAUGUCUGUCUGAGCAAGAGUUACAGGUGGUUUCCACUAUUGGCGAGAGUAUCGGCCGCAUAUGGAAGAAGUGGCCUGGAUAUAAUGAGAAAUGUAACAUGGAUCACGAGUACUUUGGACUGGAUGUCCCUCAAGAAAUGAGUUUGAACACUAAAGUGCUGUUACUCGCUGCUGCCUUUCUAUUGAAUCAUAUGUUUUUUGAGAUGAGCUAA